Ramularia collo-cygni is the source of this 3057-nucleotide messenger RNA. RefSeq names its product related to autoinducer 2 sensor kinase/phosphatase luxQ. The record is from RefSeq and is a predicted model, not a curated record. The transcript has 9 exons. Gene Ontology annotation, molecular function: phosphorelay sensor kinase activity. Bases 1 to 3057 code for a protein of 1018 amino acids. Gene Ontology annotation, biological process: phosphorylation; phosphorelay signal transduction system. NCBI's taxonomy places the organism in Eukaryota, Fungi, Ascomycota, Dothideomycetes, Mycosphaerellales, Mycosphaerellaceae.
AUGCGGAGAUUAGCCGAUGGUGUCCCUCCCAAUCCGUACCUCUUUUGUGGCCGCUGUGGCAAGGCCGCCAUGCAGGACGAAGACACAGCUUCCGACACAUCCCUGAUCCCCCCCGCACAUCCACCCUGCUGGUCGGAUGCCCUGMCACAUACCAACCAUGUCGAUUUGUUCAGAAAGGCGGACUAUGCAUCCACUCCACUCGGACCCAUCUCCGACUGGCCAUUAUCACUGCGGAACUAUGUCUUCAUGGUAUUCACAGACAGCAGAGCGGCCUGCGUGUAUUGGGGCGAGGACAAGAUUGCCAUAUACAAUGACAAAUUUGCAGUGACUGCGGGGAAGGCGCAUCCAGGCCUUGUUGGUAAGGGUUUCCAAGAUGGCUUCCCAGAGUUGUGGCCCCAGAUGAAGGGAGUGUUUGAUCAUGCUGCCGCAUCUGCUCAAACAGUCGAUGUAGACAACAUACUCCUCUUCCCCGAGCGAAAGAGAGGUUUUCCGGAGGAAACCUACUGGAUCGGACAGUUCAUCCCUCUGCGGUGUGAUGACGGUACCAUCGGAGGCUUUUACAAUACCGUCUACGAGAGCACUGACAGGAUCCUUCAUGAGCGACGUCGGCUGGUCGUUGAGGAAAUUGCAGCCGUGCCAACGAAUUCGGUCUACGAAACCAUUACCCUUGUCAUUGCGGCGCUUAAACGGAACCCCAACGACAUAACAAUGUGCUUGCUGUACUCUCACGUCGAGACAGAAACUGACGAUGAGCCGAAUCUGCACUGUGUUGGAAGAAUAGGUGUCGAAGACGACGAUCCAUGUGCACCUCAAGAGGCAAAUCUGGAGAGAGACCGGAGUGGAUUUGUUAAGCACUUUCAGAAAGCCCGAGAGACGGGCACGCCAAUUAUUCUCAGCCAGUCUGAUGGUAGCCUUGGCUCUGUGGGUCCGCUUGAUAGGAUCUCCUGGUGCGGCUAUGGUGAGCCUUCGAUGGACGUCACCAUCCGGUCCCUGUCCAGCGGAGGGAAUCUUCUCGGCUUCAUCGUGGWGGGAAACAAUCCUCGGAGACUGUACGAUCAUUCCACCGAAAGCAGUAUCAUCGACAUGGCCCGACAGAUAGAAGCGAAAUGGGCUGCUUCCAUCUCUGCCGAACAGUUCAAAGCAAGAGAAAGAAUACUUGAGCAGCGAGCAAUGAACAGUGAGAGCAAGCUGCAGCACAUGGCAAAAUAUGCACCAGUCGGCUUUUGCCAGUUCGGCCAAGAUCGCAGGAUUCAGUUUGCGAAUGAUCAGUUCUAUGAAAUCACCGGUCACGAUCGGACAAGACCGGACAUGAGUGACUUCUUCCAGGCGUUGCAUCCGGGUGGAGGUGCUAUAGUCGAGGCCGWCAUGAUUAGAUUACUGGAUGGGUCUCCACGAAUUGAACGGGAAAUUCGUCUUCGAAGAGCAUUCACGCCACCCACUGCGGGUGCAGAAGAAUGCUCGGCGUGGAUUUUGACUUCGUCCUUUCCGCUAUUCGGGGAGAGCGGUACGGUCAAGCUGGUCAUGACCUACAUUCUAGAUAUAUCUCAUCAGAAAUGGGCUGAGUCAGUGCAAGCACAGGUUGCUGCCACGGCUUUGAAUGCCAAGCGUCAACAAGAGGAGUUCAUCGAUACGACCAGUCAUGAAAUGCGCAACCCCUUGACGGCCAUACUACAACUAGCGGACGGGAUCUCCCAAAGCAUGAAGGAACAUCACGAGGACCCGGCAGACUACUUGGCCAUUGUCAAAUCCAACGUGGACUCGGCAAACACCAUUCUUGCGUGUGCCGCUCAUCAGAAGCGCAUUAUAGACGACGUGUUGAUCCUGUCCCGUCUUGAAUCCGACAUGCUAUCCUUCUCGCCACUCUCCACGUCUCCCAUCUCAGUCGUUCACACUACUCUCCGAAUGUUUUCCGGCGAGGUGAAGAUGAACGGCGUCUCGAUCGAGCCAGUGCAAGAUUCAUCAUGUGAUGAGCUUGGCAUAUCCCACGCACUAUUAGAUCCUUCUCGACUGGCGCAAGUGCUCAUAAAUCUCGUGGGAAAUGCRAUCAAGUUCACCGUGAACCGGCCGUCUCGCAAGAUUUGCGUGAGAUACGGUGCUUCGGAAGGCCAGACGCCUGUGCUACACACUGCUUUCGGACGGCUGGAAUGGAGCACCUGCCGAAGCGAUCAUCUGGAGAACAGCAUUCUGCCGCCUUGCAGCGCUGGGGAGAAGCCGCUUUAUCUAUGGUUCUCCGUGGAAGAUUUCGGACCUGGAAUGACCUCAGAAGAGAAGAAGAAGCUCUUCAAACGCUUCUCCCAAGCAAAUCCACGUACCCACAUAGAGUAUGGUGGCAGUGGUAUAGGACUCUACAUUUGUCAAAAACUGGUUGAGAAACAGGACGGCGGCAUUGGUGUUGCAUCAUGUCUAGGACAAGGGUCGGCCUUUGGAUUCUAUAUCGAAACAAGACGUGCCCAGCAGCCAUCAAAAGGGAGCCCGCGACGGCUCAUACCACCACAAUUGCCACGGCGAUCAACCGACAGAUCAGGCCUUCCGGCACUUGCUCUGAACCCUGAGUUGAGUGAAGCAGUGCCUGAGAUAUYGACACGGCCACACACGGAACCGGAUCCAAGCAAGUUCAACUUGCUGUUGGUUGAGGAUAAUUUGAUCAAUCAGAGGAUUCUAGCCAAACAGCUCCGCUUCGCGAAAUGCACAGUGACCGUUGCCAACCAUGGCAAGGAAGCUCUUCAGCUUCUCGAAACAUCAGACAUGUGGGUGAGGACAUCCAGUCAUCAUGCAUCCAUCAAAGUGGAUGUCAUUUUGCUUGAUUGGGAGAUGCCAGUCAUGAACGGCCUGGAAUGCUGCCAGCAGAUACGGCAGUUGGAAAAAGAUGGACACAUCAMGCGAAGUGUCCCCGUGAUAGCCAUCACAGCGAAUGUUCGCCGGGAGCAAGUGGAACGAGCCAUGCUGGCGGGAUUCGACGCAGUGAUGCCCAAACCUUUCACCGUCGCAGAACUGCUGGAGAGGAUAAGAGAAGUGGCUGACUCGAAGCAAAACGGAAAAAUCACGACAGAUGUGUAG